AUGGUUGAAGCAUAUAUUGGCUAUAAAAGGAGCCUACGCGGAACCACGCCGGGUCUGGCCGUGUAUGAACCGGCUAACGACGACUUGAAGGCAGGCCAUUGCGGAUAUUUUGACUACUUGGGCCAAUGGACCAAUAUUCGGGAUUUGAAUACAAUCACAGAAGAUGAUACACUCUACAAACCCCUAUCAAGGGGUGUCCCAGUGACCGAUAGCGGAGGCGCACGUACAGAAUGGGGUCUUAUGCUUGGUCAUGGCGUCCAAGUUGCACAGGGUACACUACAGGGCAACGCUCAGGCGCCUGGAGUUAGCGUCAAAGGUACUAUGACACUAAAGUGCACCCAGGAGAAUGCCGCCAUACUCAUGGCAGAUCCGGUCACAUAUUUCAGGUGUGAAGACGACCAGCCUUUGAGAGAUUGGCUGAAUGAAAACGAGGAGUUGCUGAUGCAUGAUCCAAAUCAUCGGAAUAAUAUUCUGCAUCAUGGUCUUUGCAUUAUAACCGGUGUUUAUAGGACUCCUCGUUGUACAAUUGGGCAAUGGCGUGGCCGAGGCACAGAGAUAUCGAUUGAGCUCGAUGUAGGUGUUUUCAACCAGGCUGGGGCCAUAACGGGUGGCGGCAGCUGGAAAAAAAUUGCCGGCGGAGGGUACUGGAAGGCAUAUGGUUUUGAUCCUGAGAACCCCGAGCGAAUGUACGAUACACUGCAGGCUCUAUAUCGUGGGUCGUCGACUUACCUGAUAAGCGAAAACAAUAUUGUGAUUGAAAAUUAUGUACAUGCAUUGGAAGACGAUUCAGAUGAGAGGGGCACUGCUUCGGACGAAGAAUCAUCGGAAGACACACCUCAACUGCAAUAA
This is a messenger RNA of Penicillium subrubescens, 849 nucleotides long. RefSeq lists its product as uncharacterized. The coding region runs from base 1 to 849 and encodes 282 amino acids. The record is from RefSeq and is a predicted model, not a curated record. Lineage: Eukaryota; Fungi; Ascomycota; Eurotiomycetes; Eurotiales; Aspergillaceae. The transcript has 3 exons.